AUGAACCCUCCUUCAGGGCCAAGAGCCCCGCUGGUCCCGAUGCAGGAAUCCAGCUGCCUGGCCACCCCAGCCUCCUCCAGCAGGUGGGACAGCUCCCGGAGCAGCGCCUCCAGCCUGGGCCACCCUCCGUCCAUCAGCCCCACGGCAGUCAGGGCCCAGGCUGCUGCCUGGGUCCCCUUCCCCACGGUUGAUGUUCCAGACCACGCCCACUACACCCUGGGCACGGUGAUCCUGCUGGUGGGGCUCACGGGGAUGCUGGGAAAUCUGACGGUCAUCUAUACCUUCUGCAGGAGCAGAGGCCUCCGGACGCCUGCCAACAUGUUCAUUAUCAACCUCGCCGUCAGCGACUUCCUCAUGUCCUUCACUCAGGCCCCCGUCUUCUUUGCCAGCAGCCUCUAUAAGCAGUGGCUCUUUGGAGAAGCAGGCUGUGAAUUCUAUGCCUUCUGUGGGGCUCUCUUUGGCAUCACCUCCAUGAUUACCCUGACGGCCAUUGCCCUGGACCGCUACCUGGUGAUCACGCGCCCACUGGCCACUGUCGGGAUGGUGUCCAAGAGGCGGGCGGCGCUCGUCCUGCUGGGCGUCUGGCUCUACGCCCUAGCUUGGAGUCUGCCGCCCUUCUUUGGCUGGAGUGCCUACGUGCCCGAAGGUCUGCUGACCUCGUGCUCCUGGGACUACGUGAGCUUCACGCCGUCGGUCCGCGCCUACACCAUGCUGCUCUUCUGCUUCGUCUUCUUCCUCCCCCUGCUUGCCAUCGUUUACUGCUACAUCUUCAUCUUCAAGGCCAUCCGAGAGACGGGCCAAGCUCUCCAGACUUUCGGGGCCUGCGAGCGUGGCAGUGAGUGUCCCCGGCAGCGGCAGCGGCUACAGAAUGAGUGGAAGAUGGCCAAGAUCGAGUUGCUGGUCAUUCUUCUCUUUGUGCUCUCCUGGGCCCCGUACUCCACCGUCGCCCUGAUGGGUUUUGCCGGGUACGCACAUAUCCUGACGCCCUACAUGAACUCGGUGCCAGCUGUCAUUGCCAAGGCCUCUGCCAUCUACAACCCCAUCAUUUACGCCAUCACCCACCCCAAGUACAGACUGGCCAUCGCCCAGCACCUGCCCUGCCUGGGGGUGCUGCUGGGCGUGUCGGGCCAGCGCACUGGCCUGUACACCAGUUACCGCUCCACCCAUCGUUCCACGCUGAGCAGCCAGGCCUCGGACCUCAGCUGGAUCUCUGGACGGAGGCGCCAGGCAUCCCUGGGCUCUGAGAGUGAGGUGGGCUGGAUGGACACAGAAGCAACAGCUGCUUGGGGGGCUGGCCAGCAAGUGAGCGGAUGGUCCCCCUGCAGUCAGGGCCUGGACGAUGUGGAAGCCAAGGCCCUUCCCAGGCCCCAGGGACGGGACUCAGAGGCUCCCGGGAAGGCCAAGGGGCUGCUCCCCAACCUGGAUGCCAGGAUGUAGGUUGACCAUCAUUCCUGCCUUCCUUCUGGGACACGUCCAGCUCCUUCACGUCUCCCUCACACACACAGACCCAGCAUCACCUGUGGGCCUGCAGGCUCUGGAAGCGGCCCUGUCACCCCUGCUGGUCUAGAUUCACGGCCCCGUACCACGCAGCUCCUGCUCUGCAAUGCGGUCUGCACCCACUUCUCAACCCAACAGCCUGCACCUCAGGCUCAGACGGAAGAGUGGACGCCCAGGCCCUCCCGCUGCCUGGAGUCGUCCGCCUCUCCUUGGAUGCUGUGUGCUGUGAUUGUCCAGGCGAUGACAAUAGCGAUGGCUCUGUCAGACACCCCAGCUAUUUAUGAGCUGCCUCUGCACCUGGGCUGGGCAUUUCACUGGCACAGAAAGGACAGCGCUGAGUCUCCCGCGGC
Molecule: messenger RNA, 1847 nt
Organism: Budorcas taxicolor (takin)
Lineage: Eukaryota; Metazoa; Chordata; Mammalia; Artiodactyla; Bovidae
Gene: OPN4
Product: opsin 4
Biological process (GO): G protein-coupled receptor signaling pathway; visual perception
Cellular component (GO): membrane
Molecular function (GO): G protein-coupled receptor activity
Source: RefSeq, a predicted model, not a curated record